AUGGCUUCGUUGCCGGAUCUCCGACUUCCACCCCAAUCAGACCCAUCACCCUUCCACAAGGGAGCACGCGGCUGCAUCGCAGACCCCGGCGAACCCCCGGAGCCGUCGCCCCUCGUGCGGCUCCUCCGGGCAAUCGAUCGACAUCUGCUGACCCCUGGGGAGGUCAGAAGAAAGCUUGCCAGCGAGAGACCCAUGGAGGCUGCUCUUGUCACCGUUUCCACGGGGGUGAUGAAGCCCCUCCUGUCCAAGCUCUUCAAGCUGCCGCUGGACGAGCACCGGAAGCUCCAAGGCGUCCGCCGUGACGCCAAGUUCAUAGGAGACGAGCUUCGCAGCAUGAAGGCUGCACUGGAGGUGCUUGCGGAUGAAGAACAACUCGAACCUGCGAUGAGAAUUUGGCGGGAUGAUGUCCGUGAGCUUUCUUAUGACAUGGAAGAUUGCAUUGAUGUCUUUGUGGCUCAUGUCGACCAUGAGCCCGAUGGGCGUACCAUGCUCAAGAAGUUCGUUGACAUGUUGAAGAAGCCCAAACAUCGCCAUCAGGCUGCUAGUGAGAUAGGUAAACUCAAGGCCCGUGUGGCUGAGGCAAGCGAGAGGCACAAGAGGUAUAAUAUUAUCCGGCCAACACCUUGCAUUAGCUCUUGUGCCAUUGACCCCCGGCUGCCGGCGCUUUACGCGGAGGUUGAUGAACUUGUCGGCAUUGAUGGUCCUAAGGACGAUAUCAUCGACUGGUUUCAGUGGGAGGCUACUUCUACGCAGCCUCAAGUGCUGUCUAUUGUUGGUUCUGGCGGUCUUGCUUUUGUGUCGGUUUCUCGAAAUCCUGAUAUGAGAAAGAUUCUAAGAGAUAUUGCUCAAGGAGUGGGGUUCACAGACAGCCCACCGGAUGAUGAUGUGCAACAAUUGAUCAGUAAACUCAGGCAACAUCUUAAAAACGAAAGGUACUUUGUUGUAAUUGAUGAUGUGUGGAGCGCGGACGUAUGGGAAACUAUCAGGCUUGUAUUAUUGAAUAAUAAUAACCAUGGGAGUAGAAUUAUUACUACAACACGUAAUACUGAAGUUGCAUCAUGUUGUUCUUCAGGUGGUGGUCAUGUUUAUAAAAUGGAACCCCUUACGUUUGAUGACUCCAAAAGGUUGUUUUUUAGAAGAACAUUUGGUCCUGAGGAUUUAUGCCAUCCUCAUCUGGAAAAAGUCUCUAAUGACAUAUUAAGAAAAUGUUCUGGCCUACCAUUGGCUAUUAUUACUGUGUCUAGUUUGUUGGCUGAUCAGCAUGCAGAAGAUGAAUGGAAGAGGGUGUUAGCUGCUAUUGGUUCUGCACUUGCAAAGGAUUCUGGUGCUGAUAAGAUGACAAAGAUAUUAUCUUUCAGCUACUUUGAUCUUCCUCACCAUCUGAGAGCCUGUUUGUUGUACUUGAGUAUAUUUCCAGAAGAUUCUACUAUCUGGAAACAACAUUUGAUACAUAUGUGGGUCGCUGAAGGAUUCAUUCAUGAAAAACAAGGGCGAAGUCGAUAUGAAAUAGGUGAGAGUUAUUUUAACGAGCUCAUUAAUAGAAGCUUGAUCCAACCGGUUGGUGCAACAUUGGGCCAGGUAGAGUCAUGCCAAGUCCAUGAUAUAGUUCUGGAUUUUAUCACAUGCAUAGCUGCUGAAGUGAAUUUUGUCACUAAAUUCAGUGAUGUAGAGCAUGGACACAAUUCAUAUGACAGAGUCCGCAGGCUCAUUAUAGGGAAUACCAGUAAUGAAAAGGUUGCCAUAUCAACAAGCCCGAUCCUCUCUCAUGUUCGGUCGCUCAUUAUAUAUGCGCAUGACCCUCAAGUUUCUUUAUUGGCUUUCCCAGUUCUUCGUGUCUUGGACCUAGGAAAGUGCUGGUGGUUAGAAGAGCACCAUGUUGCAAAUAUUGAAAAGCUACUUCUUCUGAAGUAUCUGAGUCUUGCAAAUGUUACGCUCCUCCCCCCAAAAAUUGGAGAACUGCAGUAUUUGGAAACACUGGACAUAACAAAUACCAGAAUUCUAGAAAUGCCAUUGGCUGUUACAAGCCUCCAAUGGCUGGCCAGUCUAAAUGUUCAUUACCACAUUAGAUUUACGGAUGGAAUGAUUGGUAAGAUGCAAAGCUUGGAAGAGCUAGAGACGUUCGGUGUCCACUCCUAUGAACAAGGGAAGCCACUAGAAGAAUUCAGCCAGCUAACCAAGAUGUGGAGGUUGAAAGUACAGCUGGGGAUGUUUGAAUUGUGGGAAGGACCAGGUCAAAUUGAGGACCUUCACGGUUACUUGGGAACAUUAGUAUCUUCAUGCAACCUUCGUCAUCUAAAUAUAUCCAAGCUAAGCUCGAACUUCUUAGCUGUCAAAACUUACUUUCCACUGUCACUGGACUCAUGGUGUCCGACUACUCCCUGCAGCCUUCAGGAGCUUCACAUAACAUACUGUUUCAUUGACAAGGUUCCAAACUGGAUGAGCUUGCUCUGCAAUCUUAGAGAAUUAGAAAUCUAUGUCGCCAGUGUGAGGCCAGAAGAUGUUAGGAUCCUUGGGUCAAUACCAACUUUGCUUAUCCUCAAACUAAAGACUUUCAAUGGCACCGAUGGAAGAAUUCUCAUUCAUGGGUUCAGCAAUUUGAAAUAUUUCCAUUUGGAACUCCUUUAUUGUGGGACCUCACUGGAGUUUGAAGAGGGAUCAAUGCCAAGGCUUGAGCACCUGGAGCUGGAGUUCCGUGUGCAUCAGAUGGAUUGCCUGAAUGGUUCUCCCAAUUUCGGUAUCCAACACCUCUCUGCCCUCCGCAAAGUUGAGGUCUGUAUUUUGUGCAACUUUGGCAAUAGAGACAAUCCGUUGGCAGGUUUAGAAUGCUGCUUUGGCAAAUUCAUUGGAAUGAUUAUUGAAGCUGACAUCGAGGCGCUUCCCAAUUGUUCCAGUUUCCUUUUACAAUAUGGAAAUGUACCAUUCGGAAACGUGGCCUGCGAACAUUACACAAAAAUUGUGGAGACAGACUGUGAGAAGGAAGAUGAAGCAGGACGAGGCAAAGUUGGAAGUGCAGGAGCACCCCACUGGCAUAUGGGGGUCAUCGAAGAGGACAAGGAGAAUGCGAUCUCAGGGGCCUUCUUGAGGGUUAUUGGAGAGAGUUUGAUCACCUUCUUUCCGAGCCCCAAGUGGCGAGUUUGGUGGCUCCGCCUGGUUGGUUUUUGCUGUAGCCGCCUCAGCUCUGGUAUGCAGGUUAUGACAAGGGCUACAUAA
Messenger RNA from Triticum turgidum subsp. durum (durum wheat), 3210 nucleotides. The record is from the annotation of a GenBank genome assembly. NCBI's taxonomy places the organism in Eukaryota, Viridiplantae, Streptophyta, Magnoliopsida, Poales, Poaceae.